AUGACGCGAACGCGGAAGGAAAAAGAUAAAGCUGCUCAAGCGACUUCGUCAACAUCCAGACACGACGCUGCUCCUCCGUUGCGGACAGAGCUGUCUAGCGCGAUGGAGGACGUUCGCUUGAGCCCCCCGUCACCUAAAAGAAUCUGGGUAAAAUAUGGUGAUGGCCAGCCUGCAAGAAUUGACUUUGAAGGAGGGGAGGUGUAUGACUUGAUAAAGGCGAUUAAGAAGGAGUUGUCAAAUAAGUUGGGUGAUGUUGAUGUCGAUGAGAUUACUUUGAGAAGGCACGGCGAGGAGGAAGAAGACUUGGAUCCGGAACUAGCUGUAGACGACAGCUUUAAAAACAGCUCAAAAACGCCUCUACUGGUUACUG
Paraglomus brasilianum is the source of this 370-nucleotide messenger RNA. Lineage: Eukaryota; Fungi; Glomeromycota; Glomeromycetes; Paraglomerales; Paraglomeraceae. The record is from the annotation of a GenBank genome assembly.